CGAUCAUGCACAAAUCUGCCCGCGACUUGGGGGCGACGCGCAGUGGCGCCGCGAGCGAUGGCCAAUCACGAAUACAUACACCCCCGAUUACGCGAUCAGCGGUGGUGAGCGAUCUGGAGCCUCCGUAGUUCUGGUUUCGCGAGGGCCGAAGAAACAAGGCCGAGAGCGGGUGCAGAUUUUGACAGUUGACAUCUUCGCCGGUGCUCCUGACCACGUCCCCCCCCCCCGACGCACGUAUGUCCGUAUGAUGACGUAAGCCGGCACCGGCGUUGUACUCCAAACACGCGCUGCGCGCCCGAUUGAAUCCGUUUGAAAGGAUGACACCGUGCUAAUUCCACCGAUUCACCAUCGUAUACAUACGUGAAGGAGCGAACGACGCAAGGACCGGUGGUUACGCAGGCAUGGGUGAUGCUCUCGCUGCUGUCACUUCUUGAAAAGCGUAAACGGAUCAUUCUCCGUCGCUCCAGAAACAUCGCCAUGGCCUCCGCCACGGAGCAGCAGCAGCAGCAGCAACAGCAGCAGCAGCAGCAGCAGCAACAGACGACGCUGGAGUUCUACCAGGCGAUGGCCGAUUUUAAGAACAUGUUUCCGCAAAUGGACGACGACGUGAUAGAGGCUGUGCUGAGAUCCAAUCAGGGAGCCGUGGACACCACGAUCGACCAACUGCUCACCAUGAGCACCGACAACGAGAACGAGAAGAUCAGGAGCGAGCUGGAGCAGAAGGAGGAGCUACCGAGCACGACGGCGAAGUCGCCCAGGAGAGACCUUAGCAAAUCGUUAAAAAGCAGCGUUCAAAAGUGGCAGCCUCCGCUACUGGGACCGUUGCCGGACACCUUUCUGAGGCUGCCCCAGCAUGCGUCCGACGACGGCAUCGACCCGGCGUAUUCGCAGGAGAACUCCAUGCUGGAGGACGAGAGGAUCGCUAUGUUUCUGCAGAACGAGGAGUUCAUGGCGGAGCUCCGUUGGAACGAGGACUUCCUGUCCACGUUGGAGAACGACUCGAAGCUGGAGAAGAGCGGCAGCCAGACCGGUCACGACGACGAGGAUCUGUUCAAAGAAAGACUGAAAAAUAUGGGCAAACUAUCCCGACGUAAAUUCGCGCAACUUACGAAGGUGUUCACUCGCAGCAAGAAACGCGGCGGCAGGCAGUUGUUACCACCGACGGCUUCUUGCGACGAUCUCCUGGACCCGGAAGAAUCAUCCAAGCCACAAUCCUAAGGAGAGAUCUGUACACCCGAUCCCGCUGGAAUAUUUGCCCUUGGUCUCUGCCGUCGUCGUGAGGACGGCAAAAUUCAACGGCGUUUGCAGCUUGAUGUAAUUUAGAUGUCGUACGUCGCGGAAAAGAAGCAUAUCUAUAUGCCGAGAAUUUACGAGAGACGAGAUAACUAACGUCAGGGUCGUGUAUGAUAUAAGUUAAUUAGCGAUUCAGGUUUCUAGCUCACACUUGACGGCUGGCAAUUAGCUGCGGAGAUAAUGGAAUUGCAAGGUUAGUGAGGAAAAACGGAAAGACUCACCGGGAACGAAGUGAGUAUCGAGUAUAAAACGCUUGAGGGGAAAACACGAUAAAAAAAAAAAUUAUCAAAAAAUCCGUAUCUCGGUAAUUAUACAGAUAUACGUAGGGAUUAAUUAAUCUUAAAGCAUUAAUCAAUCUUAGUGCGUUAAUUAAUCUUAAUGUAUUUUCUAGUAAGGAUGCAGACAGAUCUGUUUCUGGUAAAAAUUCAGUGUGAUAUUUUACGAUGUUAUAAACGUAAAUUUUAUUUUAUUAGAUUUUAUAUUUUGUUGUGACGUACGUUGCUCGCGAUUAUUAUUGCGUAUUAUUGCGUAUAAUCGUUCGAAGACUGACACAAGAAAGUUUCGCAGAAAUCUAUCGAGCGGCAGUCUCGGUAGAGUUUUAUCAUUGAAAAAAAAAAAAAAAGAUAAAUUCAAAUUAAGAACGAAUCGUCAUCGUUUCGCUUAAGCGUGGCGAUUAAAACAGAUAAAAUUUUUAUUGUACGCAAAGUACGCGACGCGCGUUUGCUUUCUAGCAUAUACGGCUACGAAAGUAAUUUAUGUUGUGUAUAUAUAUAUAUAUAUGUCUAUGUGCAUCGUACGCCGAUAGUGCGUUAAUAAUGUUAAUUAGGCACAAUAGUUUGUUGAAAAUUUUAAAAAAGCGCAACAUCGAUUCGGAUUGGGAAGAAAAUGUGAAAAUCCGAUUCUCUUUUGAAAAUUUGAUUCUCGAGAAGACGGAGAUCUGGCCCGGCGAGAUAAAUAAUUGAUUCGUCGAAGAAAAAAAAAUGGAUGAAGGCUUACGUUAUAUUCAUACGAAAUUUGCAUUAUUGUAGAUAAUUUUUCAAUGUCUCAUUGAAGCGUUCGCUAUUAGUUCGGUGUUGCGAUGAGUGAGUCAAAUUCAAAAUUUGAGACAUUACACAUUUGUUAAGACGCCUUCAUGCAUUUAUCCUUUCGAUUCUACUUGCGACCGCGAGUGGCAAUUGCACCUCUUUUAGACAUAAAAACCUAGUCAUUCUGUCUAGCCAUUAUUUAUUGAACAGAGCUCUGAUAUUGUAACGAUAUUGUGAAUGUAGAAAAUAUUUAUAAAAAAACCGAUCGUAGACAGUCUUAAGUAAUUUACAACAUGCUAUGACGACAAACACGUUAUGAGAAUAAAUCGGAAGAGAUGCUG
This is a messenger RNA of Wasmannia auropunctata (little fire ant), 2659 nucleotides long. Its product is annotated as CUE domain-containing protein 1. The transcript has 5 exons. Lineage: Eukaryota; Metazoa; Arthropoda; Insecta; Hymenoptera; Formicidae. The record is from RefSeq and is a predicted model, not a curated record. The coding region runs from base 409 to 1218 and encodes 269 amino acids. Gene Ontology annotation, molecular function: ubiquitin binding.